Messenger RNA from Penicillium antarcticum, 447 nucleotides. Its product is annotated as Tvp18 family protein. The transcript is spliced from 4 exons. The coding region runs from base 1 to 447 and encodes 148 amino acids. Gene Ontology annotation, cellular component: Golgi membrane. The record is from RefSeq and is a predicted model, not a curated record. NCBI's taxonomy places the organism in Eukaryota, Fungi, Ascomycota, Eurotiomycetes, Eurotiales, Aspergillaceae. Gene Ontology annotation, biological process: vesicle-mediated transport.
AUGACGCUGGCUGAAGAAUUCCGUUCGCGCAACUUCAGCAUCUACGGACAAUGGACGGGCGUGGUGUGCAUUGUCCUUUGCUUUGCGCUUGGUCUCGCCAAUUGUUUCCACUUAGGACUUCGCCUCAUCUUCAGUAUCAUCUGCCUUGCCUCGUCAUUCGUGCUCGUCUUCGUUGAAGUACCCUUCCUCCUCCGAAUCUGUCCCACCUCCUCCAAAUUCGAUGCCUUCGUACGCCGCUUCACAACAAACUGGAUGCGCGCCACCAUGUACGGCAUUCUCAGUGCUAUCCAAUUCGCCAGUAUCUCCGUCGGCGCAUCCAGCCUAAUCGCCGCCGCCGUGGUUCUCCUCAUCGCAGCGCUCUUCUACGGACUGGCAGGUCUGAAGAGCCAGGAGUUUGUUGGCAGCAAGACCCUGGGAGGUCAGGGUGUCGCGCAGAUGAUUGUCUAA